This is a messenger RNA of Entelurus aequoreus (snake pipefish), 2144 nucleotides long. RefSeq names its product serine-rich adhesin for platelets-like. Bases 243 to 2063 code for a protein of 606 amino acids. NCBI's taxonomy places the organism in Eukaryota, Metazoa, Chordata, Actinopteri, Syngnathiformes, Syngnathidae. The record is from RefSeq and is a predicted model, not a curated record. The transcript has 2 exons.
AGUAUUGUUGUAUUAUUAACAGAGCAGAUUCAAUGCUAUGUUGCAGUCCAAUACUAUAAUCAGAAUUCUUAGAAAAAGUUGUUCAAUUGAAUGUGAAACUGUCCUAGGGGCGCGGCAGAGGCAGGGGCCGUGGCGGCGUGCGGGGCCGGGGUCCACCAAAGAGGGUUGCAUUUAGGGAUGAAGAGGAAACGGAGCCAGCUGAACCAGAAGGGGACUCUGAGCCUUCCAAGGCUGCCAAAAGGAUGAAAUCUGUCAUCAAACUCAGCAAACUCCUGGCGGCCAGCAAGAGAGGAGAGCAGCCGUCUACUGCCGCUGGCCCGUCUCCAUGGAAGAAAGCCAAGAUGUUCAAGAUGUUCGGCGUCAAGAAGAAGGAUAAAGACUAUGCCAAACUGAUGUCGGCCCGCCGUAUCGACAGCCAGGAGAGUCUGACUGAUGGCCCGUCACCUUCGGGACUGAUCGAAAGCAAGUCGAGCGCCCGAAGCCAGCUCGGCAAAGUUUUGAAGAAAAUCAAGCUGGGCAGGAAGUUGCAGGCCCGUAGAAAGUCGCAGAGUAGCAUAAGUGCCACUGGCAGUGAGAGAGAUGAAGAGGCUUCGCAAGUCACCAGUGAGGAUGAGAAUAAAUCUAAAGUGUCCAUCAGUGUGACGGAAAGUGAGCCAGAAGCAGUUGCGAGUGGUAGCAGUAAGGAGAAAGACUCAGAUGAUGAGUCAUCAGAUAGAAGCAGUGUGGACAGAGACUAUCUCAAAGUGGAUUUGGACCGGGACGAUGCCAACGAAAGCACUGUGGACUCAGAAGAAGAGCCAGAUGAAUUGCCUGGAGAGUCGGAUGAGGAAAGCAAGUCUAAGUCUGAGGAGGAAGAAAGUGAAAAGGGAUCGGUCAGUGAGAAAGAAUCAACUACUGAAAAAGAAUCAGAUUCAGAGAAGCCAUCAGGGACAGAAAAAGAGUCAGAGACAGAGAAAGAAUCAGAGUCUGAGCAAGAGUCGGACACAGAGAAGGAGUCGGACUCAGAGAAGGAGUCAGAGUCUGCCAAAGCGUCUGAUUCUGAAAGAGGAACAGAAUCAGGAACAGGGACUGCAACAGAGAAGGACACAAGCACAGAAAAGGGUUCAGAAACAGAGGGUGAUUCGGAUGAAGAGUCCGAGGAAGAAGAGGCAUCAGGAAGCGCUAAAGAAAGUGGGUCUUCUCGCUCGUCCAUGAGAUCAUCAGCUACUGAGGCUAGCAAGGCGAGAGGUGGGAGUGGCAGCAGCAGCAUCAGUGGCAGUGGACUGGAGAGUGGGAGUGGAAGUGACAGCAGGAGUGAGAGUGGUAGCAAAACUGUCAGCGGUAGUGGUAGCGUAAGAAGUCAAAGUGCAAGCGAGAGUGCUAGUCUCAGAGGGUCAGAGUCUUUAUCUGGCUCCAGUUUGAGGUCAUCACAGAGAACUAAAACUUCCAGAAGUGCGUUAACAUCAGGGAAGUCCAGCGAGGAGCUUAGCGAGGCCGAAUCAGGAACAGGAACGGUCAGUGAGGUGGAAUCCGGAUCAGGAAGUGAAGGCUCUUGGUCUCGAGGGACUAGUCGCAGGAAAAUGUCUGCUGGUUCAGACUCAAUCGGAGGAUCAUCCACCAGUAGUAAGAUGACUGAAGAGAGUUCUUUGAGCGGCAAGGGAAGAUCUGCAAGUACUGUGUCCUCCAGCGGGAGCUUUCGCUCCCAGAAGUCCAUCCUGACUCAUAAGUCUGAGGACACAAUAACGGAGGAAAGUCAAGAAGAAGAGUCCGACACUGCUGAUGAAAGCAAAGAUUCAUCCGGUGACAUCAGUGAUGAUGGCGCAUCUAGAAGGUCCAGUGUGGCAUCCGGAGGUCCUGGCCCGUCCAGCCCUUACAGCGGUCUUCCCUAUUCCUCUGAGCUCAGAAGUAUCAGCGGCACUUCUGAAGAGACAUACGCUGGACUGUCCCCAAUUUCCGAGGCGGACGAAGACGCCAUCUCUUCUGAGAAAUCUUCAGCCAGCGGCUCCGGUUUGGAGGCUGAGGACACAGGAGAAACUGAGGCAACAUCAGAUUCUGACUCGGAGGGCAACCUGACAGCUUUCUAGGAAACAUGGUGACUGUGAACUGGUGAGGAAGAAGCGAACGAAGCCGGCGGUCGAUCGGGAGAACGAGACCACCUCCACGGG